AUGGCGACCCCCAGUCGCCACGACGAUGCCAUCUCAGCCAUGCUCAACCUUGCGGACCCAGCAAAGCCUUGGAACGACGUCGCCUCUCCGACGUCUCCCUCCGCGGCGGCCAGCGACAAGACCGCGAAGACGCCUCGCAAAAAGUCUCCAGCUGCGGAAAACGGCCCAGCCGUCCAAAAAUCGCCAUCACCCGAAGAUGCCCCUCCAGCAGCAGAACCCACCCCAACCCCCCGCCCCCACUACGACCCCAACGCCAUCGGCUUCCAACCCGCUCCCUUCGCUCCACCCUCCUCCCCCUUCACCCCGGACACCAACCUCGAACUAAUCCGGCACCGCUUCGAGCACCGCCCGAACCGCCCCCGCGUCUCCACGUCCUUCUACCAGGAAAUCUACGACGAAUUCGGCGACAUCGGCGACCGGGACGAGUAUCCCGAGUACCCGCGUACGCCUACCCCUACCACCCCACAAUUCAGGGAGGUGUUGGAUGGGUAUUGGGAGAUUCCGGAGCAGGAUAGGGAUGGAUUGGCGGAGCUGGCGCUGCCGACGGGGGGAGGGGAUGAGGGGGCGAUUGGAAGGUUGCAGGGGCGGUUGGAGGGGUAUACGGAGAUGACGGGGGAGGAGGUGGGGAGGUUGGUGGGGAUGGCAGAAGUUAUUGCGCGGAAACGGGUUGAGAGGCGGGAGAAAGCUGAGCGGGAUGCUGCGAGAGCUGAGCAGGAGACGCGGGAGGCGGAGGAGAAGGACGCUAAGAGGGUUGAAGAGGAGAACCGGGCGGCGGAGGAGGGGAAGAAGAAAGGGGAGAUGCUGGCCACGACGAAGAAGCCGCAAGACAUCAACCUCGAAGCCCAAGUAUUGAAGCUCCGCAAAACUCAGCAGGAAGCGCUGAGCCAGGCGAUGAGCUACCGCGUGCACGCCACCCUCCUGCCCGCUAAACGGGUGCUGAAGGGUGAAGGCGAGAUGCUAACCGCCGAGCACGCGCAGACAGCCCUGCUGUACGCUUACGAAGCUUUGCGAAUCGCGAGGUCGUUCGUUACGCCCAAGCUGGCGGAUGAUGGCGAGGAAGCUGCGGAUACCCCUCUCGCGGGCUGUGCGGCGAACGACGAGGUGCUGGAGAAAGCGGCCGUAGCGCUGCAAGGGCGGUGCGCGUAUUACGUCGGCGUCGCUGAGUUUGUGCUCUGGAAGACGGGGGAGGGGAGCGAGUUGGCGAUGGGGAAGGAGAGGGAUGUGGUGUUGGGGUAUUUUGAGCUGGCGUUGCGGGCGGCGGAUGGUGGAUACCACGAGGGGAAACAGGCAGAGGAGUGGGUGAAGUUUCUGGAGAGUGGGGAGGACUCUGAUGUGGAGGAUGAUGUGGUGCAGAAGGAGAAGGGAGAGGGCAGUUGGAGUGGUUGGUUGGCGGAGAAGGUGCUUAGGCGGUUCUCGACGCGGUCGGCGGCAUCUGAGGAGGUCGCAUCAGAGGAUGAUCGUCUCCAAGGCAGGAAAACGAAGGGCAAAGAAGCAGUCAAAGACGCUGAGCCGUCGCGCGGAAGAGCACGACGCAGAAAGUCCUCGGAAGCUGGGCCUUCACAUCUCAACCGGUGGCGGACAUUGGCCGAUAUCCCUAGCGGCUCAUCCGGCUCCAGCUUCGCUGACGGCUAUGCCUCUCCCUCAUCGGAAGACGAAGACGGCGCGGAUUUCCUUGACGACAAUGCUGCGGAUGUCGCGACCCCAGAGACCUCAUCCCGAUUAUCUGACCUCAACCUGCGCUCCUACACCGACGACGACGAGAACCCCGGCCUACCUCCACCUGUCACGUCACCUCAAUUGCGAGCGAAGUCGAUCGUGAUCAAAGUCCCAACGUCACCUACCAGCGCCACGUCCUCGCCGAAGUCAGAUUCGAUCUAUGACCGCCGCCAUAGCAGGAAGUCGUCGAUAUUGGCGAGUUGUGCCAAGGUGACUGGACGGGAGAAGCAUCGGUCGGAGUUGGAGGAGGCGGAGGAGGGUGAGAGUCCGUUUAGAGAUCGGUUCCAGAAUGAGGAGAAGCGGCCUGGUGGGUUGACGAAGAGGCGGGUGAGCCAGGGUCGGCCGGAGGAUAUGGUUUGA
Messenger RNA from Saxophila tyrrhenica, 2076 nucleotides. RefSeq lists its product as uncharacterized. The record is from RefSeq and is a predicted model, not a curated record. The transcript is spliced from 2 exons. Lineage: Eukaryota; Fungi; Ascomycota; Dothideomycetes; Mycosphaerellales; Extremaceae. The coding region runs from base 1 to 2076 and encodes 691 amino acids.